GGUUGGGGGAAGAAAGGGGAAAGGCGAGCGACUAGUUCGCGAGACGCGACGCGAGAGCGCAACCCAACCCAACCCAACCCGCGGCGAAGAAAGCGAGGAGCGCCGCCGCAGCGGGAGUUCGCCGCCGGCGACGCGCUCCUUGCCUCCUAUACCGAAGGGUUUCAUGGAGCGUGCCGCUGCUGAUCGGAGUGGCGCGGAGGAGGGGGAGAGCGAAUGGAGGGAGGAGCUGCGGCAGCAGCAGUCGCAGGUCGACGCACUGCGGGAGAGGCUCGUGGAGGUCAAGGUCGGGAUGAAGUGCUCCGAGGAGGACUCGAGGAAGGAGCUGGAUCACCUCUGCCGCAGGGUGAAGACCAUCGCCACGCUGCUGGCCUACCUCAAAUCCAAGGCCAGGAUCAUGGCGAUACCGCACCUCGCGCACACGUCCUGCGGGAUUAGGCACCAGGAUGGCGUGGGGUACGUCGACAGGAACGGGGUGCCACUGGCUGAUUGGUCCAAGGGCGGCGAGUCCGCUUCCUGCGAGGGUUUAGAUGAUGAAACGUCGGCGGAUAGUAGUCGUGUUGCCGAACAUGGCGAUGCCAAUGAGGGGGAUGUAGAUGUCGAAGACAUUCUGAAGUCGAUACAUGUGGUGACCGAUGUCAUGGAGACCCUUGUGAAGAGAGUGAUUGUUGCUGAAUCGGAAGCCGCUAACGAGAAAGAGAAGGUGAGGAUGGGUCUGGAAGAGAUUAGGAGGAAGACCAUACAGGUUGAGUCCAUGUCGGCCAAAGUUGAGGAAAUGGAGAAAUUUGCAGUGGGUACGAAUGGUAUGCUGAAUGAGAUGAGGCAGAGGGUUGAAGACAUGGUGUUGGAGACCACUCGACAAAGGCAACGUGCGGCUGAAAAUGAGCAGGAGCUUAGUCGUGUGAAGCAUGACUUCGAGUCUCUCAGAACCUAUGUCGGCACUCUCGUUAAUGUCAGAGAAACUCUUCUUUCAUCAGAGAAGCAGUUUGAAACAAUGGAGAAACUCUUCGACAGGCUAGUUGCAAGAACCAACCAACUUGAGAGUGAGAAAGCACAAAAAGAAGCCGAAGUCCAGAAGGUGGUGGAGGAGAAUGUGAGGCUGCGUGCGAUGAUUGAUAAGAAGGAAGCGCAGCUUCAGGCGAUGAGUGAGCAGUGCAAGUUCAUGGCGCUGAGCCGUCCCAACUAGCUGGAUACUUCCUCCGUCCCAAAAAAAAAGGCAAACCCUGGGUUUUCGUGUCCAACUUUAACGGUCCGUCUUAUAUGAAAUUUUUUUAUAAUUCAUAUUUUCAUUAUUGUUAGAUGAUAAAACAUGAUUAAUAUUUUAUGCGUGACUUGUCUUUUUUAUUUUUUUCAUAAUUUUUUCAAAUAAGAUGGACGGUCAAACGUUGGACACGGAAACCAGGGUUUGUUUUUUUUUGGAACGGAGGGAGUACAUAUGACAAGCUGUUACGCUUGUUCAAUGAUGCCACUUACGAAUUACCGUCACUGCAUUGUUGCAACAAGAAGAAGAGCUCCAGAUAGAUGUGGCGAAACAACGGAUGGUGCCAACUGCUGGCGAGUCCGUUCCAGGCACUCUGAUUGCUGCUGCUGCAAACAAAUUGUUUACCUUAAUGUAGGUGUGAUGUGUUGGGACUGUAAACCUGACAUCUUUGUAUUCUUGUAACUUGGAAUUUGUGUAAAAAAAAAAACCAGGGCACAUUUGUCCGAAUCCAUAAAUCCUCUGAAAAAUGAGCUGCAAUUCAUCGAA
Molecule: messenger RNA, 1744 nt
Organism: Oryza sativa Japonica Group (Japanese rice)
Lineage: Eukaryota; Viridiplantae; Streptophyta; Magnoliopsida; Poales; Poaceae
Source: RefSeq, a predicted model, not a curated record